Messenger RNA from Diorhabda carinulata, 5659 nucleotides. Its product is annotated as sodium-dependent serotonin transporter. Gene Ontology annotation, cellular component: membrane; neuron projection. Bases 162 to 1994 code for a protein of 610 amino acids. Gene Ontology annotation, biological process: sodium ion transmembrane transport; serotonin uptake. The record is from RefSeq and is a predicted model, not a curated record. The transcript is spliced from 12 exons. Gene Ontology annotation, molecular function: serotonin binding; serotonin:sodium:chloride symporter activity. Lineage: Eukaryota; Metazoa; Arthropoda; Insecta; Coleoptera; Chrysomelidae.
CGCGAUUUCAAACUGUUAACACCGAAUCAACAAGACUAGCAGAGAUAUACACAGCUUUUUAACAGGCAUGCCACCUGACGAUAAAAAGUCUCCACUUUAAAAUAAAAGGCAUGCUGAUACAAUACCGAGAUUAUCAUUUUUGAAAAACAUAUCGUUAAGCUAUGGCUGCUCCAGGACAAGAAGAAGAAGAACACAAUUGUACAGACAACUCGCACAAGCCACUCAAAACCCCAAGUGAAGGGGAAAAGAAAUCCCCGAUUAAAAGUAAAGACAAUAAAAAUACCAAACAGAAUAAAGAAAAUGUGACAAGAGUGGUUGUAGUGGCUUUAACUCCCGAAAGAAGACGCGAGACGUGGAAUAAAAAAGUGGAAUUUUUGCUUGCGGUUGUUGGCUUCGCUGUCGAUCUAGGAAACGUUUGGAGAUUUCCUUACAUUUGUUAUCAAAAUGGAGGAGGUGCUUUUUUGAUCCCGUAUACGAUUAUGUUGAUUUUCGGAGGACUUCCUUUAUUUUAUAUGGAAUUAGCCCUAGGACAAUUCCACAGGAGCGGUUGUCUUACCAUUUGGAAAAGGAUUUGCCCGGCUUUGAAAGGAGUUGGUUAUGCGAUUUGUCUGAUAGACAUCUACAUGGGAAUGUACUACAACACUAUCAUAGGUUGGGCUUUAUACUAUCUCAUCGCUUCUUUCCAAUCAGAAUUACCUUGGACAUCGUGCCGAAAUGAGUGGAACACGCCAUUCUGCAAACCAGUUACAGAACUUUUUCCGAACGUUUCCGCUUCAAGUCCAGCCAGAGAGUUUUUCGAGAGAGAAGUACUGGAGCAAUAUAAAUCUGACGGCCUCAACAGAAUGGGUCCUAUCAAACCAGCUCUGGCCUUGUGUGUUUUUGCUGUAUUCAUUUUAGUUUAUUUUUCUUUGUGGAAAGGAGUCAGGAGCACAGGAAAGGCUGUAUGGAUAACUGCUCUAGCUCCUUACGUGGUUCUAAUUAUUCUGUUAGCUCGGGGCGUAUCACUACCUGGUGCAGCUGAAGGAAUACGAUACUAUCUCACUCCGGAAUGGGGCAAAUUAUAUAAUUCCAAGGUAUGGAUAGAUGCCGCUUCUCAAAUAUUCUUUUCUUUGGGUCCAGGUUUCGGAACUUUGUUGGCCUUAUCCAGCUAUAACAAAUUCAACAACAACUGUUACAGGGAUGCGAUUUUAACCAGCAGUAUCAAUUGUUUGACUAGUUUCCUGGCGGGAUUUGUCAUUUUCUCCGUUUUGGGUUAUAUGGCCCAUGUCCAACAUAAAAGUAUUGAGCAAGUUGGAUUGGAAGGACCUGGUUUGGUGUUUAUAGUAUAUCCCGAAGCAAUAGCGACAAUGAGUGGCUCAGUAUUUUGGUCAAUCAUAUUUUUCCUGAUGUUGAUUACAUUAGGUCUGGACAGUACUUUUGGAGGAUUGGAAGCUAUGAUAACGGCGUUGUGCGACGAGUACCCCAAAGUACUAGGAAGACAUCGAGAAACAUUCGUUGCAGUAUUACUUUUUUGUAUAUACAUUUGUGCCUUGCCGACAACUACUUAUGGAGGAGUAUAUCUAGUCAACAUGUUAAAUGUUUAUGGACCGGGCUUAGCCAUAUUGUUCGUUGUAUUCGUGGAGGCGGCAGGUGUUUGUUGGAUAUAUGGUACGGAUAAUUUUGCCAGGGACAUCGAAAAAAUGAUUGGACACAAACCAGGAAUAUUCUGGAGGAUAUGCUGGAAAUACAUAAGUCCUGUAUUUAUAUUGAUUAUUUUCAUCUUUUCUUUGUUAAGUCACGAAGAGAUGUUGGGAACUGAAUAUCACUACCCAGAUUGGAGUUUGCAAGUCGGUUAUGUUUUGACAGCGUCAUCCAUCGUUUGUAUUCCUUCUUAUAUAUUAUACAAGUUCGCUAUUACUCCAGGAAAUCUCUUACAGAGAUGGAAAAUGAUUUGGCAGGCUGAACAUUCAUCUGAGAAUAGUACGUUGACGUAUUGUGGAGGUACAGAGGUGUGACCUGACGAAAUAUCAAAUUCAUAUACAAUCGAAUGGUACAUUUAUACCAACUGCUAAUGAGAAAAUCAUAGACAAAUAAUACGCGAAGAGGAAAUUUGUAAACAGCUACCUAACCUUACCUAACCUAACUUCUGAUCAAGUUAUGAUUGAAAAAUACAAAAAACUAUCGCGAGAAUUACUAAUUGGGCGACAUCUGUUGAUUUUUUUAAAAAACUUCAAUAAAGUUGAACAACAAAUCCAGUAUACGAAUUAAUUUUGUUGUUUUAUAAACAAUAGAAAGUGUUAUUUUAAAAAGAAAAAUAAUAUACCUGUUUGAAGUGCUUUUCUGAGUUAAAAACAACCACACACACGUGAAAAAAUACAUUUCCUAUCUUUAACUAUAUCGUUCAGAUUAAUUAUUAUCUCAUUAAGCUGGAAAGUUAGACCUGACUUCUGUAGACGCAAACUUUUAAUGUUUAAACCGCUUUAAAAACCGUUUCACCUUCUUUCAGUGGUCUGCUUUUGACUCCAAUAUAUUCCAUGAUGUUAAAAAGGAGUUACUUCAAUUUUCUUCAUUUCUAAACCGAUUCUUAAACACAACUUUUUGUUCUAACCACAUAAAUACGUUUAGGGAAUAACUGAAAUUAAAAAAAUAAAAUAAAUCCUACCAAAAAUAACUAAAAACUCAUAAAAAAAAUGAACAGCAUCCAACACCUUUACAGAUUGUGUGGAAGCCAAAUUCAGCGCCAAUUAUACAGAAGCAUAUGCAGCCACAAUAAGUUGUGACAAGGCUAAUAACAUUAAAGACCGAACGCUAAUAGAAAAAGAAGAGUAUGUAGGGUUAGAGGAUAGAACAGUUUUUUACAUCAAAUGAAUAAUUUUCAAAAGACAAAAGCUUUUAUAAAUAAAAUGUUUAUUAUAUUAUGUGAAAUGAUAGUUAUUCUCAUAAGAAGGGAGGAAAAUUAGGCGUUUUCUUCCGUGGAUAGUAGGGGUAAAACGUAUUUUGCUAUUGAAGUAUGCAUAAGCUUUUUCUACUAUAUUUCAACAUGAAAUUUGUGAAACUUAUGCAGCUUUUAAUGGGAUAAUCAAGCAGAUCAUGAGACCUGCAACGAAUUUUCUUACUCGAAUCAAAAAUACGAUGUUUUUAAGACAAGGUUUAGAGGUGUCAAGAAAUUUUCCUUCCUCCUUCCUCCUUCCUCCUACCUCCUUCCUCCUUCAUAAAAUUAUAUUCUUCCCCGGGGGAAAAUGGUAAUUUUCCAUGCUGACCUAAUAGGCGAAAAUUAGUUUGUCUAAUGUAAGGUAGUAGGAAAUAAUGAAUUUAAGAAAGCAUCUAUUGAUUGGGUACAAUAAUGACAGUUAAACUAUUUUCUUAAGUAACAAUUAGACAUGUAUAAAUCUAAUAGAGUCAGUAGAGAAAAGAGGCAACCACCACGAAUUAAAGAAAUCGUUAAUUAAUUUCAAAUUAAUAAAAUAAUAAAACUGAAAUCAUUUAAUUUAACCUAACUUAACCUCGAUGUCAACAUGUCCAAUUGAUUGUCGUCCGCCACAACCCCGUUUACUUGUGUUUGGAAAAAUUACAUAUUACGACUUCAAUAUGAUUUCAUUUAGGACUAUUUAAACCAAUUAUCUCAAUGUUCUGAUAACGAAAAAAACAUUUUAUGAAUUAAAAUAGAAUUAUUGAAAAUAAUCGAUACAUCAUUCGUUAUAUCGAUAACAAAUGCCGAAAUAUGAGCACUAAACAAUCGAUUAGAUUUCGAGUCCUAAUUAUAUAUGCAGCUUCUAUUUGAAAGGAGAAAUUCUACAAAACACAGAGUCACAGCAGUGAAAGUAAACGUAUCGGGAAGGAAAUUGCAAAUUGGACUGAACAAAAAAAAUUGAGCACGUUGAAUGAUAAAUUUGAGUGUGCAAAUAAAUAAUAUAUCAAUAGAAAAUAUUAAAAAUUAGAAUAGUGUUAAUUGAUUAAAACAAAAUUCUAUACACCCUGACUUAAAAGUUUAAAAUCACGUUUUCUUGAGUAAGGUAAUAGAAAGUAUUACGUAAUUAACAAAUAGAUAUGAAUAAAUCUAAUAAAGUCAGCAGAAGGAAAAUGAGAUCUACCACAAAUAGAAGAAAUCUAAGAGAUUAAAACCAUAAAAAAUAUUUGACAAAUACUGAGAGAAAAUUGAAACUCCUAGACAACAUUGAAGAAUUAUUCUUAUGUAUAAAGGCGAUACGAAUGAAGCAAUCCAGAAGGUGCUCGACACGUUUUUUAUCUGGACAGACACUGCUCGCGUCGUGACCAACACGGCCAGGUGGGUAAACAUCCUAGAUGCGUUUAAAGACCCCUUCGGGAUCCCAGACUAUUUGACUCAAGAGAAGGAUUAUCAGACAAAUAGACAAAUAAUAUACGAGACCACGGAAGGAAAUUUUACAAGACAAAUCACUCGAGCAUCAAUACUGGAACCGGAUCUAUAUCAGUGUUUCCCAAAGUGGUCCAGGAGUACCCCCAGGUGUACACCGUGGACCCGAAAUCAUCUUCGUAUUGUUUGAAUUUUGAUUGACAGAAAUGUAACAGCUGAGGAUCUUCUGGAAUAUCUUUCAAAGGAAAAAAGUUAGGGAACUUAUAGUCUAUAUGAUAGUCUGCUUAGAUUGGAGUUGUCUCUUAUCCAGCUUCUUGUUGGUUACGCCGAUUAUAUGAUAAGAAUCUGCAGAAUUAGCACAGCUAGAAUUACAACAAGCAGUGAAACUAGUAGGGGCAUGGAUGCCAUAUUACGGACGUCAACUCGAUAUAGAAAAAACUGUGCUAAUACUUCUCACAAGCAAACGGAUACAGACAUGACUGCACAUUGAGAUCUGGACAGACGAAAUCAAGUCCAGAUACGAAGUCGCUGAUGGCGACAACUCAAUCAAUUCACCUGUACGUCGGAGGCUUUGAAGAUAAAGAAAUAUUACAAAACGAUGACGAUGGUUAGGUUGGGUUAGAGACAAUGUACGCUGAUAAUCGCCAGCUUCUACCGUACCGUCUCUACACAGGCUAUCCUAGUGGUAGCGGGUGUGGUUCUCCUGGAUUUCGAGCCUAAUAAGAUAUGCAGUAGUAGCUCAGAUAUAGGCCGACAUCAAACGUGCUAGAACGAUACAGUAGACGUGUCAAGAACUGUGGAUAGAAGAAAAAUCAGAUGAAUGGACGAAACGACUGAUAAAGGACAUUAUACUAUGGACCGAAAGGAGAUGCAAACUUCAACAUUACUUAGCUUCUGACGGGACACGGCUGGUUCCGAUGCUAUUUUCACAAAAUGGAGAAAGUACAGACACCUGAGUGUAAGUACUGUGAACAGGAUGAAGAUGAUGCCGAACUCGUGUGUAACUACUAGAGGGAUUUGAGAGAGGAGGUAGAAAACACUUUAGGCAGCCUAACACCUAAUAAUAUCGUCUAUCGUCUAGGUGAUGCUGCACAAGAUAGAAUGCUGGGAAAUGGUUGCUACUUACACAGAGACAAUUCUUAUGCAAAAGAAUGCAGAUCUGGAAUGAUAAUGUAAUAGAAAACGAACAAAUGGAUCAACUACAUUCAUGGAUAGAUCCUCCAAAUAGUAGUAAUUUCACAACAGUUUCUGGCUGGACGGAGAUGAGAGAAAAUUGUGGUUUAGUGGGUAAGUUCUUCUGAUAGAAUCAGUUACUUAAAUUCCGCAUAUUCUUAAACAAAAAAUAAA